Aspergillus fischeri NRRL 181 is the source of this 1263-nucleotide messenger RNA. RefSeq names its product putative hexokinase (gene hxkB). Gene Ontology annotation, molecular function: mannokinase activity; ATP binding; D-glucose binding. Gene Ontology annotation, cellular component: cytosol; mitochondrion. Gene Ontology annotation, biological process: glucose 6-phosphate metabolic process; intracellular glucose homeostasis; glycolytic process. Bases 1 to 1263 code for a protein of 420 amino acids. The record is from RefSeq and is a predicted model, not a curated record. Lineage: Eukaryota; Fungi; Ascomycota; Eurotiomycetes; Eurotiales; Aspergillaceae. The transcript is spliced from 2 exons.
AUGCCACAGCCAAUGAACGUAACUUGGGUCAUGGGCUAUCCAACGGGCAAGGAGCAAGGAAAGUUUUUGAUCCUCGACAUGGGAGGCACCAACCUGCGCGUAAGUCAGGCGGAGCUUUUCGGUAGUGAUCGCGAUAUGGAGUCCAUCCAGGAAAAGUACAGUAUACCCCAGUCGAUCAAGCAAGGUACAGCCGACGAUCUGUGGGAUUUCGUGGCGGACUGUGUGCGGAAGUUUCUCCAGUCACGACUCAGUGAAAGUGAAAGAUCGAAAGUGUUGCCGCUUGCCUUUACGUUCUCCUAUCCCGUCAUUCAGUCGUCUAUAAAAGUCGGGGUCCUUCAGCGCUGGACGAAAGAUUUCUGCGUAUCUGGAGUUGAAGGUCAUGAUGUUGUAUUUCAGUUAGAGGCUGCUUUUGAACGGAAGCAAAUUCCCGUCCGAGUCGUGGCUUUGAUCAAUGAUACGGUCGGGACGCUCUUCGCCGCGGCGUAUGGAGACCGAGAGGUCAAGAUCGGUAGUAUAGCAAGCACCGGUUGCAACGCUGCAUACAUGGAAGAGAUUGGUGCAAUCCCAAAGAUCCAAGGCUGCGGGCUACCAAGCGAUGCUCUCGUCGCGAUCAACACCGAGUACGGUGCCUUUGAUAAUUCACGCCGCAUACUGCCGCGGACACGAUUCGAUGAUGAAAUCGACCGGACAUCCGCGCAUCCAGGCCAGCAGCUUUACGAGAAGAUGGUCUCCGGGCCGUACCUGGGGGAGCUGCUCCGACUGGUGAUGUUGGAACUGCACGAAGCCAAACUUCUCUUUGUAGGUCAGGAUGUUUCGUGCUUGCGCCAGCCAAAUGCCCUGGACGCUUCCCUCUUCCCAACCCUGGAGGAGGAUAUCGGCGAGUGCAUGGAAAACGCUCGUAAGUGUCUGUGGGAGAAGAUGGGCCUUGAUCCAGCUCCGCACGAACUCAAGGCCUGUCGAUACCUGGCCGAGUUGGUUGGGACGCGUGCUGCCCGUCUCUAUUCAUGUGGGAUCGCAGCGAUCUGCAAGAAACGCAAUAUCGAACGCUGCCAUGUGGGCGUUGAUGGGUCAAUUUUUGGUCAUUAUCAGAAUUACCGCAAGCGAGCGGCGCAGGCCCUCCGUGAUAUUUUUGCAUGGCCCGAUGACCUUGGGGAUCCGAUUGUAUUUGAGUUCUACGAAGACGGGUCUGGAGUUGGCGCCGCGUUGAUCGCUGCGUUGGCUCUUGAGAGAUCGGAUGGAACUGUUCUUAGCAGGACAGAGUAG